GUUAGUUAACCAAAUCAUUUCAAGGGAAGAAACAAUUGGUAAACAGAAGUAGUUUUGUGCGUGGGUUUUCGAAGUUUUCCAAAUUGAAAGAGCAGCACAGGCGUACACAAAUAAUCUUAAAAUUUUGCACUACUUGACGUCCGUCACUGCUUUGGAGUUUCACAGAGAGAACGCAAGAAGCGUGCGGGCAUAGCAUUCUUCCAAAUUUUACUCUACUUUCUCAGAUAGGAACACACCGCGCGUGACGGCAUAAGUAACUAAAGAGUAAAGCGAUCUAAGAGAAAAACACACUCACGUCAUGGACAUCAACGGCGCCGGCUCCAUCGCCGGCGAUGCUUCCUCGUCUACUCCAUCCACUGGUUUUACACAAUUGACAGCAUCUGCUUCCCAGUCGUUCCAGCACUUCCUGGAUAAAACGACGCCGCAUGUACUCUACCGUUGGAUCGUGUUCGUCUUUAUCGCUGUCUUGUAUGUAGUGCGCGUGUACCUGUUGGAAGGAUUCUACGUUGUCUCCUACGCCCUCGGCAUCUACAUCCUUAACCUCCUCGUCGGCUUCCUUUCGCCGCAGGUUGACCCGGAGGUCCAGGAUUUAUCCGAUGGCCCGACUUUGCCAACCCGAGAAACUGACGAAUUCCGCCCUUUUGUUCGUCGCCUCCCUGAGUUUAAGUUCUGGUACUCAAUUACCAAGGCUUUCUGCAUUGCCUUCGUGUUAACAUUCUUCAGUGCAUUUGAUGUGCCUGUCUUUUGGCCAAUUCUCCUUUUCUAUUGGAUUGUGCUGUUCACACUCACAAUGAGAAGACAAAUACGACACAUGAUAAUAUAUAAAUAUGUGCCGUUCUCUUUUGGGAAGCAGCGGUAUGAUGGCAAGAAAGCAAUUUCAUCAGAAAGUGAAGAUCUUCUCCCUUAGACUGGAACAUACAGGUCCUCAGCAGCUGCUUAUUCUAUGGAAUACAUCAUGCAGCUGCCAGUUAUCUUUCUUUUCUGCUUCAAUAGCCAAAGAUUUUCUAGGAUAUUAAUGGAAGUGGAAGAAACUGUUAGGGGAAUUAGCAUCGAGGCGAUGAUCGUUGCUUUGCCUCUGGGCGUUGUUCAUAUUGUAUUGAAAUCUUAAUUUUCCAUGUGUGUAGCUUUCUGCAAACCAAUGUCAUAUAGUACCUUCGCUCAAUUUUCCACCUAACUCUGCAGAGAAGCCUGCCAAUGCUUUUGUUA
This is a messenger RNA of Nicotiana tabacum (common tobacco), 1206 nucleotides long. RefSeq names its product protein RER1A. Lineage: Eukaryota; Viridiplantae; Streptophyta; Magnoliopsida; Solanales; Solanaceae. Gene Ontology annotation, biological process: retrograde vesicle-mediated transport, Golgi to endoplasmic reticulum; protein retention in ER lumen. The record is from RefSeq and is a predicted model, not a curated record. Gene Ontology annotation, cellular component: Golgi membrane.